AUGACCAAUCUGACAUUCUUUUCUGCCUGUUCACCCCAGCCACGAUCUAUAGCUCUCUGGCCCCUCUCAUCAUUGUGUAUCACUCUGUAUCCAUUUAUCUUUCUCUAUUUUACUCCCCCAGUUGCUUACCAUCCUGAGCACCGCUACCACUCGUUAAAAAAAAAAAAAACCCUUUGUCUUGUAGCUUCCUGCGUUUUUUUUCUUGGUGGUGGGGGGGAUUAUCAAUUUCGACUCUUUUUGAUAUUUUUUAACCUUUCUUAUCUUCUAUCUCUUUCUCUCUUACUCUCUCUUUCCUUUUCCCUCUCUUAUCCUCUAUCUCUUUCCACCUUUCUCUCUUACUCUCUUUCCUUUUCCCUAUCUUAUCCUCUAUCUCUUUCCACCGUUCUCUCUUACUCUCUCUUUCCUUCUCCCUCUCUUAUCUUGUAUCUCUUUCCGACUUUCUCUCUUACUCUCUCUUUCCUUUUCCCUAUCUUAUAUUCUAUCUCUUCCUCCUUUCCCAUUUUAUUUUUCCCUCUGUUAUCUACUAUCCCUUUGCCUCUCUCUCCUCUCUCUCUCUCUUACUUUCUAAUUUUUUCUCUCUUAUUCUCGGUCACAAUCACUUUCUCUUCGCAACACCAUCAGACUAAAUCCAUCUUCUGUCUGAAACCACACUAUCUAUCGUGGUCGACUAUCGCAUCGACCCAGAAUUUCAGUUUAUGUUUUUCUUUCUUUUUAUCUUUUUUUCUAUGUUUUUAUUUCGACACUUGUUUUUUUUUUUUACUUUUUUCUUCCUUCUUUUUAUUUUUUCUUGAUUAUUUCUUUUCUAUUUUUUUUCAUAUUUUCUUUUUCCCUUUUCCUUCGUUUCUUUUUCCUUUUUUUCAUUUCUCCUUCAUUUAUCAUUCCCUCUCCUUCAUUUCUUUUUCCUUUUCUUUCAUUUCUCUUUCCUUUUUCCUUCAUUUCUCCUUCCCUUUUACUUCGUUUCUCUUUUCUUUUUUUCGUUUCUCCUUCCUUUUCACCUUCACUUUUUCUUUCCCCCUUUUCUUCCUCACUUUUUCUCCGCCCCCUUUUUUUACUUUUUUUUUACGCUUCAUUUUCUGUUUUCAUUUUUCUUUAACUCUUUUGUCGUCUUUUCAUUUUUUCUAUUUGUUUCUUCUUCUUCUUCUUCUUCUUCUUCUUCUUCUUCUUCUUCUCUUUUAUUUUUUAUGA
This is a messenger RNA of Acanthosepion pharaonis, 1185 nucleotides long. The record is from the annotation of a GenBank genome assembly. NCBI's taxonomy places the organism in Eukaryota, Metazoa, Mollusca, Cephalopoda, Sepiida, Sepiidae.